Molecule: messenger RNA, 579 nt
Organism: Fusarium poae
Lineage: Eukaryota; Fungi; Ascomycota; Sordariomycetes; Hypocreales; Nectriaceae
Exons: 1
Coding region: 1-579 (192 amino acids)
Biological process (GO): peptidyl-glutamate ADP-deribosylation
Source: RefSeq, a predicted model, not a curated record
AUGGCAGCACCGAUAUUCGUACUAGAAACGACGGCCCUUAAUGCUGUCCGAUCACUUCCGUCAGACAUCUACCUCGUCCACGCGACAAACUGUAUCGCAGAGUGGGGCGCUGGCAUAGCGUCUGAGCUUGCACGCGUCUUCCCAGCCGCAUACACAGGAUACAAGACAUUCUGCCACGCCGAUGCGUCUUCACGAUGGCCAUCGCCAAAGCUCGCGGGGCAGUGCUACAUCAUUCCCCCACAGGCUCCAGACGUGGCUAGCGGGGCGCCCAAGAUACACAUUGUGUGUUUGUUUACCAGUUACGGGUACGGUAGAGCGAACGCGAGGACCGGAAAGCCAGGAAGAGACGCAGCCGGGAAGAUCUUGAAGCAGACGAGGUUGGCUUUGAGGAACAUGAGGACGCAGAUUGACGCGCAGGCAGGGAAGAGAGAAAAUGGGCCUGUGACGAUCUAUUCACCAUUGUUCAAUUCGGGCGCGUUUCGUGUACCGUGGGAGAAGACGUCCAAAGUUAUCGAGGGGGAGUUUGAAGGGUUUGAAGGGCGUUGGAUGGUGAUGGCGCCCCCGUCUUCUCAACAGUGA